CCGUACAUGACGGAUACCGGAAUAUGUACUGGUCUUUUUUUUUAUUAUAAUUUUUAUCUCCCUUUUAUAAAAAUUCGCCAUUUGCAGUACUUUUGAGAAAAUCACUAAAAGCAGGAAACAAAUUAUUUUCGCACUGGAUAUUCAUUUAUUCUAGACAGUUCUUAAAUAAGAUAUGGUGGCAGUGACAGUGUGAGGGUGUUAUCAACAUGUCUGCUACAAGCAUGGCGGAGAACCGGGAUGAUGAUGAACUGAGUAUACCUAGAGCAUCACUGAACAAAAUGAUCAAGGAGAUAAUACCCAAUGUGAGAGUGGCCAAUGAUGCUCGGGAACUCAUACUUAACUGUUGUACAGAGUUUAUUCAUCUCGUCUCUACAGAAGCAAAUGAUAUCUGCAAUAAACAGUUCAAGAAAACAAUCUCACCAGAACAUAUACUAGCUGCUUUAGACAGUCUAGGAUUUGGAGCAUACAAAGAGGAUGCUACAGAAGUUUUAAAAGAAGCUAAAGCUGUAGCAGCGAAAAAGAGACGGGGAAGUUCUAGACUUGAGAAUCUUGGUAUACCGGAGGAGGAAUUGCUCAGACAACAGCAGGAAUUGUUUGCACGGGCAAGACAAGAACAGGCUCAGUUAGAGCAGCAGCAAUGGCAGCAAAUGCAGCAAGCAUUACAACAGCAGCAGCAGCAACAACAACAAGUGACCAACAGUGGGGAGGAUGAAGAUGAUGAUUAUUCAUAAAAUUGUGAAAAUUUGUUCCCUGCAAAAUUAACUGUUGUUUUGAUGUACAUCAUUUUAGUGACAUUGUUUAAAACUGAAUGUAAAAAUAAAAAAGCCAUGAAAAUUGA
This is a messenger RNA of Mercenaria mercenaria, 838 nucleotides long. Its product is annotated as protein Dr1-like. Bases 207 to 731 code for a protein of 174 amino acids. The record is from RefSeq and is a predicted model, not a curated record. NCBI's taxonomy places the organism in Eukaryota, Metazoa, Mollusca, Bivalvia, Venerida, Veneridae. Gene Ontology annotation, molecular function: TBP-class protein binding; general transcription initiation factor activity; protein heterodimerization activity. Gene Ontology annotation, biological process: chromatin remodeling; positive regulation of transcription by RNA polymerase II; RNA polymerase II preinitiation complex assembly. The transcript is spliced from 4 exons. Gene Ontology annotation, cellular component: negative cofactor 2 complex.